AUGAGCGUCUCUGUUGAAACUGCUGAAGACCAACCAUUCUUGGGUCCCAACUUGAACAUCACACUUACUUGUCCCGAAUGUAAGAUCUACCCUCCAGAUUUGAUUGAAAGAUUCAGCGAAGGGGAUAUAGUGUGUGGGAGUUGUGGAUUGGUAUUGAGCGAUAGAGUAGUUGAUACAAGAUCAGAAUGGAGAACAUUCUCAAACGAUGAUCAGAAUGGUGACGAUCCAAGCCGUGUGGGUGACGCUGGUAAUCCUUUAUUGGAUACCGAAGAUUUGUCUACCAUGAUCUCGUACGUGCCUGAAAACACCAGGGUUGGUAGAGAAUUGAAUAGAGCACAGCUGAAGUCUCUUGUUGACAAGAAGGAUAACGCCUUGUCUGCAGCGUAUGCAAAGAUUUCACAAAUGUGUGAUGGUUACCAACUCCCCAAGAUUGUACAAGACGGUGCCAAAGAAGUGUACAAGCUAGUUUACGAUGAAAGAAGACUCAGAGGAAAAUCUCAAGAAUCUAUCAUGGCGGCCGCCAUCUUCAUUGGAUGUAGAAAGGCAUCGGUAGCAAGAACUUUCAAGGAAAUUUGGGCUUUGACCAACGUUCCUAGAAAGGAAAUUGGGAAGGUGUUUAAGAUUAUGAAUAAGAUUCUUCAAGAGAAGAAUGAGGCAAACCCUAAUGCUUACUCAUUGAUUCAAGAUAACAUGCAAACCACUCAAACUUCUGCAGAAGAUUUGAUUAGAAGAUUCUGUUCUCAUUUGGGUCUUUCCACUCAAGUAACCAAUGCUGCAGAAUACAUUGCCAGACAGUGUAAAGAAGUGGGUGUAUUGGCUGGUAGAUCACCAAUUACCAUUGCUGCCACUGUAAUCUAUAUGGCUGCAUUAGUAUUUGGGGCUGACUUGCAACCUUCAAAGAUUGCGGAAAAGACUGGGGUGAGUGACGGAACCAUAAAGACGUCAUAUAAGGUGAUGUACGAGGAAAGGCAGAAAUUAAUUGACCCGUUAUGGAUUGAGAGUGGGAAGGUCAAAUUGGAGAACAUCCCAAAGACAUAG
Messenger RNA from Dujonia railenensis, 1038 nucleotides. NCBI's taxonomy places the organism in Eukaryota, Fungi, Ascomycota, Pichiomycetes, Serinales, Debaryomycetaceae. The record is from the annotation of a GenBank genome assembly.